UGGUCAAACCUACCAAUGAUACAAGUCGGUCCUAUUCUGCUGGGACUGAUCGCAAUGAACGGGUGUCGGAGCUCUGCACGGCAAAGGAGCAACCACUGCGAGACGAGGCGAUCAAGGGGAUGCGGCAUCGGUACGCGGGAGCUGUCCAUCAGCACCAAAUCCCCGACGAAAAGCAAGGAAGCAGCAAGCAGAGCCGAGACCCAGACGCUCCAGUUUUCAGCUUGCCGCCCCCGCCCUCUUCUCACCACCGAGACCGCACUUCGACCACCGCCGCUCACCGCCAGAGCCUCCAGGAGCUCCCCUGUCUGAGCCAGCCCACUCGGAGACCUGUUCACAGCGGCGACCCUCUACCUCUGGCGAGCAACGACACCGCCCAGCGACCUUCACACCGAGGCUGUGAACCCAACACCGGGCAGCCGGCGCACCUGCAGCAGGAUCCCUGGGCCCCGGUCGGCUCUCAGCAGCAGCCGCCGCCGCCGCAGUCACAGAAGCAGCCUGUUUUUCCAAGCUGCCACUGCAGUUUUUCCGAACAGGAGGCGAGCCUUCCUCAAAAUCAGCACCAUCCUGUCGAUUCUCUCCCACCGCAGCCCUCCCCACCUUUUCCGCCGCCUAUACUACCACCGCCACCAACGUCGUCCUCCUCCUCUCUGCUGUUUUCCCGGGAAUCUAAAAGGGGGGAUCGUCUCCGAAGGAGUGCCAAUAAUUACCAACAGGCAAGCAUCGUGGAACGCUGCAGGGGAGGAGGAGGAGCAGGAGGGCACCGAGACCACAGGCAGUUGUUGCAGCAACAGCAACAGCAGCAGCAGCAGCAGCAGCAGCAGCAGCAGCAGCAACAGCAUCAACAGCACAGUCAUUUAAGACUCCAACAGAGGGACCCCUCCCCUGAAGGAAUCCGUGCAAACUCACAGAAAGGGCGCUCUUUAAAUGUAUGUGAGUCAACCGAGGCUAACAGGAGAGCAUUUGAGUCUCAGACUCAGGACCUGCAGCAGCAGCAACAGCAACAGCAGCAACAGCAGAUCCCACAAUUACGAGCGCAGCAACAGCUUCUGGUGGGGAGCAGCUUGCCUAUCAACUACUGCGCCAGCGGCUCAGGAGAGCUAUGUAGGACUCACCAGGCUCCACUGCUGCAACAGCAAGAGCAGCAGCAGCGGCAGCAGCAGCAGCAGCAGCAAGGCGCACUGGGGCUCUGUCCCCAGCGUCCGCAGCACUGUGAACAAGACCGCAAUAAGUCUGGGAGGAUCGCCGCGCAAGGCGAUCAGGCGCAGCCAAACAGCCGCGACUCCCGCGUAACCCCCCCGGUAACACAACAGGCAUACGCGGGGAACUCGUCUGCGACUGGCAGCAAUAGCAGCAAAGACAGCCCCAACUACGGCUCGAGCUAUCACCUGUGGCCAGAGAGCCCGCAUAAAGGAGAGGAGAGGAUACGCAUCGACCUCCAUAAGGCCACUACCGAGCAGAAGAAGCUGAGCCAUGCUGGAUCCAAGCCCUCCCUCUCCGAGAGCAGUGGCCGACUCCCUCAGAUAGCCAUGAACACCUGCAAGUACAAUGGCGGAGUGGUGAGACCACUAGUGGGCAGCCUGGCGUCCUCGUCGCGCCGCAACCUCGCGGAGCUCGACUCGGAGACGCAACCCUUGCAGACGCUGCACAGCUCUGGCCUGGAGGUGGUGGUGUCCAAGGGCAACGGUGGCGAAGACCCCAGCAAAGCGUCCAACGAGAGCUUGGUCAGGGAGGGCAGCGGGCGUGGCGGAUGCAGGGCGCCGCAAAAGAAGAACAGGGACAUUGGCUACAAGCUUGGCCACCGGAGGGCGCUGUUUGAGAAGCGAAAGCGGCUCAGCGACUACGCACUCAUCUUCGGGAUGUUUGGGAUUGUUGUCAUGGUGACAGAGACGGAACUGUCAUGGGGGGUUUACACUAAGGAAUCUUCAUACUCAUUUGCACUGAAAUGCCUUAUCAGCCUUUCCACUGUUAUAUUGCUUGGUCUUAUAAUAAUGUACCAUGCCCGGGAAAUCCAGCUGUUUAUGGUCGACAAUGGUGCGGACGAUUGGAGGAUAGCCAUGACGUAUGAGCGGAUCUUCUUCAUCGUGCUAGAGCUGCUGGUGUGUGCCAUCCAUCCCAUCCCGGGCCAGUACGUGUUCACCUGGACGGCGCGGCUGGCCUUUACCUACACGCCGUCGGUGGCCGACGCUGACGUGGACAUCAUCCUCUCCAUCCCCAUGUUCCUGAGACUCUACCUGAUCGGCAGGGUCAUGUUACUCCACAGCAAGCUGUUCACGGACGCUUCGUCUCGCAGCAUCGGCGCCCUCAACAAGAUCAACUUCAACACACGCUUUGUCAUGAAGACCCUCAUGACCAUCUGUCCAGGAACUGUUCUGCUGGUGUUCAGUAUAUCCUCCUGGAUCAUUGCUGCAUGGACUGUGCGCGUCUGUGAGAGGUAUCAUGACAAACAGGAAGUGACCAGUAACUUCCUGGGAGCCAUGUGGCUCAUCUCGAUUACCUUCCUCUCCAUUGGCUACGGGGACAUGGUACCACACACGUACUGUGGGAAAGGCGUGUGUCUGCUUACAGGGAUUAUGGGAGCUGGUUGCACUGCGCUGGUGGUUGCAGUGGUGGCCAGGAAGCUGGAGCUGACCAAGGCUGAGAAGCACGUCCACAACUUCAUGAUGGACACACAACUCUGCAAACGAGUAAAGAACACAGCUGCCAAUGUACUCAGGGAAACAUGGCUCAUCUACAAACACACCAAGUUGGUCAAAAAGAUAGAUCACGCCAAGGUGCGGAAACACCAACGCAAGUUUCUCCAAGCCAUUCACCAACUGCGCAGUGUGAAGAUGGAGCAGAGGAAACUCAAUGAUCAGGCCAACACUUUGGUGGACCUGGCAAAGACCCAGAAUGUGAUGUAUGACCUGGUGUCAGAGCUGCAGGAGCGCAGUGAGGAGCUGGACAAGCGCAUCGGCACAUUGGAGGACAAGCUGGACUCGGUGACGGGCAGCCUGCAGGCGCUGCCCUGCCUCAUCUCCCAAGCCAUAACCCAGCAGCAGCAGGACUUCCUGGACGGCUUUGUUCACCGCUUUCGGCCCGCCUCCCUAGCCUCAGAGCGCUCUGAACGCUCUGAGCGAUCCUGGACUUCCACCGCCCGUAGGCGGCGCUCACCCUCCACAGCACCACACACCUCCUCUGAUAGCGGAUAACCUUGACAAAUCCUCCGCAAUCACAUUUGAGCCCCACCUUUCCCAGCCCACCUCAUCACCUCAUUCUUUCCCAUCCAAAGCCGUCCCUGUAACCGCUGGAGAGUCCAUGUCUGGACUAAUAAAGAACCCAUAUCUUGACCUCUGACCUGAUCCUCGCCCAUACACUCUCCCUCCCACCCAUCUCUUCUCUCCUUCCUCCACCCAUCAUCAAAUCCAAAAACCAAUUCCUCUGUGACUGAGCCUCUCAGCACAGGACUGGAUCAGAGCUACUCCAAAAGAACAAAGAAAGGCAAAUGAAGACUUAAAUCAAGUAAAAACACAAAUGCAUCCAAAAACAGAAAAAGACAAAAAAAAAAUUAAAAAAUGACUGAAAAACCGAGAUAAAGUAGAGAUAUGGUUUAUGUUUUAGCCAUUGUAUGGCUGUUCAAGUUAGCUUUUUUGUAAAAGCCCUUGUAUAGUUAAAAAAUGACUGAGUUCAGGGUCGCUGGGGUGAGAGCUGGCUAUCACACCGGAGAGUCCUUAACCACAAGGGGGGAAGUUGGUCUGUGGAGCUGAGGGUCUCGGCUCACCUGCUGGCCCUCAGAGGCCAUGGAGGACAUCCGUCCACCCAUCCGUCCGUCUAUCUGUUUGUCCGGUGAGGAGAGCAAGACAAACCAUUGGAUUUCCCUUUCAAAAGACUAGUGUCAUGGAUUCUUUCCCAUAGGUUAGGGUGAAAGCUUUAGGAGAGGCUGUGAAAGCUCUGACUUCAGGUCAGUGUUUGAAAAUGCACUUAAGCGGGAUGGGAAACUGUCACACAAAAGAAGAGCAAAGGGGAUGCAUAUGGCAUUACUACUGGGUAGGAAAAAUUUACACAAUUGCCAACUUCAAGGUUUCAGCUUCCUUGUUCUUACCAAGGGAAAAAUGAGAGCGACUAUCUUUUUUAGUUACAUAUUGACAUGUGAUUUUUCAGUGCCUGAAUGUAUAAAUAGUAGAGGGUUAUUUAAUUACUAAUUUCAGAGCUUUUUUACGAUGUUAACAGUCUGAAUACAGCAUUGCAUUCCUUUUUCAGAUACAUUCCUCUCCAAAAAUUUAAAGAAAAUGUCUUAAUGUAAUGCAUAACAUUGCCUCCAUUACACAGCAACUCUAAAUGUUUUGAAAACUUUUUUUUUUCUCUUUCUACUAACACCGUGAGAAACGUAAAAUGUUGAGAGAGUAAGCGAAAGUGAGACAGAAUAUUUGUCAGUGUGUUUGUCAGAGAACGAGUUCACUUUUAGCUCAAUGCUGCACACUCAUACACACAACAAUGAAAUAUGUAGUAGUCUACCUUUCUCACCACCACCAAUUAGAGCUUCCUGUGGUCUUCAGAUAAUGGCAAGGCUUGAGGUCUGCUGGUAUAUACGGCCACACAGGCACACAUCACUGGUUGAAAGAAACUGACCCUGCCCCUUUGCAUGGUUGAAAUGACAAUGGAACACAAUCUUCCUCGGAUGGCUUGAUGAUUUUCUUGAUUUUGAUUUUAUUAUGUUUACUUUUGUUUGUUUGUUGCCUUUCUUUCUUUUGUUCUUUUUUACUAAAAUUUCUUCUUCUUUUUUUUAAACUAGGAUACCUAGAGUUUUUAGAGUUGCAGAACCUAGAGAGUUGCGGUAAUGUGAUUCUGUAAUGCAUUCCCUGUUUAAAAUAUGAGGUGAAGAAAAUCGAUAUUACAGUAGAAUCCUGGAAGGAUACAAAUAAAAGUGCUGAAGAAACUUUGAUGGUUACAGGACAGUGAAUUGUUCCCUCAGCAAGUUUAAAGGAAUAGUUUGACAUUUUUGGGACUUCUGCCCAUUUACUUUCUUUCUGAGUGUUAUAUGAGAAGAUUAACAGUGUUGUGCACGAACAUGCUAAAUGUUUUUGGAGAAAGCAUCAGAAGGUAGUGGUAAUGCACCUAAAAGCAGUUUGGCAAUCACCAAAAACAUCAGAAGAAGAAUUGUGUUUUACGGUGGCACCAAUGGAUUUAUACUGGUGCUGCUGAAGCCAGUAUAUGUUUUACCACAUUAACAAAGUGUCAUAAAGCAGGACAACUCAAAACAGAUCAGUUUACAAAUGUAAUUUAGCUCUAUAUACAUUUUUACAUUAUGCAGAAAGUGAAAAAAAGUGGUGCAGUAAAGGUAUACUGUAGAUGCAAUGGAAAUAUGUGUUGAGUUGUCCUGCUUUAUGACACAUUCUGUAAGUGGUUAAACAUACACACUUUGUUUUUCUUAUCUUGUAACGUUCAUUUGAAUCUGUGUGAACUGAACUUUGAGCGAGCUCCUGUGAAGUGUGAACUUGCACAACACUUAAGAUGGAUAUCACUGUCAUAUCUGUAAGGUAAAUAUGAAGCUACUGUACACAGCCGGUUAGCUUAUCUUAGCAUACAGACUGGAAACAGGGAAACGGCUAGCCUGGCUCUGUCCAAAAUUAACACACUAUAUAUUGUUUGUUUAAUCCAUACAAAAACUGAAAUGUAAAUAAUGCAGUCACUUCAUGGUGACAAUACCGUGGGAAAUAGCCCCCCCAUAAAACCACAACUUCUCCAUACCAUACAGUUUUUGUACGGAUUAAAGAAACAUAGUCAUGAAGAGUCUGUAGUGAGUUUUUUUGUCUUUAUGCUAAGCUAAGCUAGCUGGCUACUAGCAUUGGCUUCAUAUUUACUGUAUACAUGCGAGAGUGACGUCACGCUCCUCAAAAUAUCAAACCAUUCCUUGAAAAUUACAAUAUCAGGCCGAUAUUAGGCGUCUUUCUAAAUAGCACUCAAACACAUUCACUGUGACAAGGGAGAAAGUAGAAAAUUUAAAAUGACAAAGGCAUGGAGUAUGAUGCAUCAUAGAAUUCUAAUGAGUAGAAAAUUUCUGAUCUGAAAAGAAAUAAUUAGGUUUUUUAAAGUGUUUUUUCAAAAGCACAUAUGAAAGCAGAUCAGGAAGUCAGCGGGUUAGCGGGCUAGCAUGCUGUCCUAAAGUAGUUUGAAUGGUAGAUCGUCUCAAAAGGAUGUUAGUGCUAAAAAUCCUCAUCAUUUAUGGCCCCUUAAGCUAACACACGAAAAGGAGCAUUAUUAUUUCUUGGAUCUUAAUUAUUUACGAGCUGCUUUGGGCUGAGCCGGGUCAAAUCCUGUGAGACAGAGAGCGAGCCCACUCUCACACAGGUUCUGGACUGGCCAGAGAGCACUUCAUUUAAGAACAUACCGAGUUUGCUACAAGUGGAACUUAAUCAAGCAUGAAUAUUAGCUUUUUUCCUUUCAACUUGAGUUGAUGAAGCAUGACUCUUUACUGCCCCCACCUCUCGCCACUUCUCGUACAGUGCUACACUCCACUCCUUCAGUAUGAGGGGAUCUAUCAUGCCAUUACAGUCUCUGUUUCAAUCAGUGUCAUCCAAUGAGUCAGGAUGGCUAAUGGAAGACUAUCUGCUUGAUUACGACCUCACCUGCCUGUUCGUAUCUAAGGUUUCCACCUCUUCAUUACAUCAGAGCUUUAGCCUCGCAUUUGUCAUCUGUCAUCAUUAAGAACAUCAGUCCCCGCACACAAAGAGGCUUCCCAAUGGCCUGCAGCAAAGACCUUUGAUUGGUUCAAAUGAAAAAAAAAAAAAAAAACAGAGAAAGAAAGGAGGAAGCAGGGAAACCCCCAGGUCAUGUUCCAUGUUGCACUCAGGGUGUACUAUUCAGUUACACCAGGAAGGAUCACAGAUGCUGGAGUGUCUUCCCCAGAGAGAGGUAAUGGUGCUGGUGUUAAGGACUUCAUCCUUCAUCAGGCAGCAGGAAAGAGUAGACUAAAAAAAGAGACAGAUGAGAGCCAUAGCUCAUUUACUGACAGACGUCUGUUUUGCCUCAGGGGGGUUGUGAACAGCCAGAGUGGGUGUCCUGUAAAUAUGACCUCAUUGUAGAUGUCGCCACGUAAACGGGACAAAUGGUGAACUGCAGGGGUGAAGGUAGCUGGGUGCAAUGCACAGCAUGUUCAGGUAUGCAGUAGAUGUACUAGACAGGAUAUGAAGGGUUUGAAAUUCUAGCAUUUCUAUCGAUUUCACUGUUUUUAUUUUUCUUCUUCUGCUGUUGGAGGUAUGAUCAGGGUCUAUUAUUUUUUAUCCAGUUGUAAAAGUUUGUUUUCUUCAGUCCUUAUCCUGUCAUUAACAAAGACCUGCCAAAACACCAUUCCAAUAUUUAAUAGUGACCCAAUUUUCUCCACUAGAAAAUAUAUUAAAAAAAAUACACAGUAUUUUGUAGUGAAGUGAGGGACAUUCAUGAUGUUAUUCUGAUGAUGGUAGAUAGGUGAUAAACACAUCCCAGAGUCUUUUAUUAUCCAGAAAAAGUAGGCUUUCCUCAUAGAGCAGGCAUCAGAACACACUUCUACUGAACAAUAACAGAGUGAAAAACCCCAAAAAGUGAAGAAAUGUAACCCAAUCAUUGUUCUGUGUACACUGCCACAUGAUGCAUAAUGUACGUAGUAGCACUGGAAUAAAUCAACUUUUAAUGGAUGGCAAAUGGGUUUAACAUAUUCUCUGUAUACUGUUCGCUGUUCCUUCAUUUUGCAGGUGAACUUUUGUCCUAGCAAGGAGAGACACCAAGGUGAAAUCAUUAAAGACUAUCUUCAGCUAUGA
Seriola aureovittata is the source of this 7769-nucleotide messenger RNA. RefSeq names its product potassium intermediate/small conductance calcium-activated channel, subfamily N, member 1a (gene kcnn1a). Gene Ontology annotation, molecular function: small conductance calcium-activated potassium channel activity; calmodulin binding. Gene Ontology annotation, biological process: potassium ion transmembrane transport. NCBI's taxonomy places the organism in Eukaryota, Metazoa, Chordata, Actinopteri, Carangiformes, Carangidae. The record is from RefSeq and is a predicted model, not a curated record. Gene Ontology annotation, cellular component: neuron projection; plasma membrane; neuronal cell body. Bases 120 to 3188 code for a protein of 1022 amino acids. The transcript has 9 exons.